AUGGAUGAGAUUGUUGCUGAGUUUAUCAGGAGGACUAUCCUGAAAAUCCCCGUUGCUAAUAUAUUGAAAAUUCUGAAAAUAUGGAACUUUCUCCCAGAAAGUCAACUGGAGACCAUAAAACUUCGCCAGAACAAGGAAAGCCUUUCUCAGGAAGUGGUUGAGCUUUGUCAGAAGAAACGUGCAAGUUUAAAAGAAGCUGCAAUUUUAGACAUAAUUUAUCAUCAAACUUGCCCAAACAGGAAAAUAUGGACUGUUUAUGAAAUGAAUAAAAUCCCAGGUGAAGAGGUUGUUGACCUUUCUGAUAUGGAAGAAUUUAAAGAUUCUUUUAAGAAAAUUCUUCAAAGAGCUUUAAGAAAUGUGCAUAUCAGCUUCAGAGACAGUGAGGAUAAUUCAGUGUGGAUUCGAAUUGCCUGGGGAACACCUCACAUGAAGCCAAACCAGUACAAAACUACCUACGUGGUCUAUCAUUCGCAGACUCCUUUUGUCUUCGUCUCUCACUGCCGUAUCAAGAGGUACAUUCCAGUGCUCUGUCAGGCACUGAUGACUGCUGGCAGGUACCAUAAGAUCCGACAAAUGGAACUCCAAAGCCUAUAUCUGGAUUCUCUUAAGGCUAUUGUAUUUAAACAGUAUAAUCAGGACUUUGAAACUUGCUACCUUACACCUUUACAGGAAAGAAACUUUGAGACUGAACUAGAUAUGGAUCCAAGGAUCAUUCAUGAAAACAUAAAAGAAAAGGAAAGAAUCCAAAGAGUGACUCAGGAAACUUUUGGGGAUUAUAUCCAACCAAGACUAGAAUUUGCACAGUAUAAGCUUGAAACCAAAUUCAAAACUGACUCUAAAAAAGGCAUCUUGGCUGAAAGGGAAGAACCCUUCAGAUGCCUGGUUAAAUUCUCUAGUCCACAUCUUUUGGAAGCAUUGAAAUCUCUAGCACCCGCUGGUAUUGCAGAUGCACCACUUUCAUCAUUGCUUACUUGUAUACCCCAUAAAGCAAAAAAUUAUUUUACAAUUAGAGAGAAAUAAUUUUUAUUUGGAGUAGACAUAAGUCCUUUGUCUUAUGCUCCACAUUUCAAUAAGAUUCCACUGAGAAAGCAACACUUGCUUUCUUGAUGAACUGGAUUCUUCUCUCUCAGAAAAUCAAACAUAUUUUUCUACCCAUAUGAGAGCAUAUGCAGGUUGGUUUGGCUCCAGCAUUGGGCCCCUAUGGUAUUGCCCUAAAUGGCCUAAAAUGGAGAGGGUUGUGCAAUAACCACUUCUGGUAUGUGUUCUACUAAGUAGGGGCUGCCAUAGUUUCCCCACCUGUCCAACCCUUGAUUUUGUAACUUAACUUGUAACUUCUUUAAUCUUGGCUCAAAGAGGGAAUCACCAAAGUACCAAGUGCUUUAUAUAGUUUAUAGGGAGAACAUGAAAUUGUUUUACAAAUCAGGCCCAUUUAAAGCUCAUAUCAUCAGAUUCCUUUUCAUGUGACAUAGAUUUAGAUAUUCACAGAAACAUGCAUGAACUAUGAAUGGUUUAAUUGGAACUUCUCUUCAUUUUAUGUUUUAUCACAUUUGCAAUUCAUUCAAAUCACUGUAUGCCAA
Gracilinanus agilis (Agile Gracile Mouse Opossum) is the source of this 1577-nucleotide messenger RNA. It is a transcript of the gene CENPN, whose product is annotated as centromere protein N. NCBI's taxonomy places the organism in Eukaryota, Metazoa, Chordata, Mammalia, Didelphimorphia, Didelphidae. The coding region runs from base 1 to 1020 and encodes 339 amino acids. Gene Ontology annotation, biological process: chromosome segregation; CENP-A containing chromatin assembly. The transcript is spliced from 11 exons. The record is from RefSeq and is a predicted model, not a curated record.